GAAUGAAAUCUAUCACUCCACCGCCCCACUAAUCUCUCUCUCCCCGGCGAUUUUGCUCUUUGGGAGGGUUGGAAGUUUCGCCGGCAACAGUUCACCCAAUCCUUCGAUCGCCGGCAUCCUGUUGUUAUCCCUAAUUUGCCCUCUUAACAUUACAACAAGUUGAAAUUCGCUGCAGGCAUAAAUCAAGGAGUUGGGCGGUGACUAUACGCCAACCGACUGUUUUACAGCAACAGAAUCUACCGACUUAACUGGGCGAGAGAUGUCUCUGGUGGAUUAUGCCUCCUCAUCUGACGACGAAGAAUCGCCGGAAGCAAAAGUAGCCGAAGGACCACAGGCUCCGAAACCGGAACCCUCGCCGCCACCUGUAGCAAUUCUUCCCACCACCCAGAUGCAUGGGUCAUCAUCAAAUCGACUUCCACCACCAUUGUUACCUGGGAAACUCCCUGAUGCUUCACUUCUCUUGAACUCUCCGUCCAGUUCAUCAUCUGUGGGUGGAGCUGAUCAUAGAUCUUGGGUCGGAGUUGAUAAUCUAUCACUAAAGAGGGAUUCAGCUGGUCAACCUAACUCUUCCCGUCGCAGCAAAUUGCCAAAGGGUAACAGCUUGCUCCACACAAAGAAUACUCCUGAUACCUCUAGUGGCGUGUUGGUUCCUCCUCAACUUAGAGGAAGGAGCAAUGUUGUUACGGAAGAUGUGGGGAAGCUCUUCGUAAAACGACCUGCAUCAUCGCCAUCUCAGUAGUACUAUUAUGCUUUGCUCAACUUUCAUUUUUAGAGUCUAACAUUCUUGUAGCUUUGAGCGAAUACGUGGAGAUGUAUGUAUGUCCAAUCGUUACUUCCACCAGUGGACAUGUGGAAACUGUAAUCCGAAAAUCAAUUAGGAUUGAACAAAGUCAAUGUUGAGGGGUAGCAAGACAUUGGCCCACUUUGGAACCCGACCCCCAAACUCAAGGUAGUCUCAUCAAUCAAAGUUACUCCUGUUAUUUCAAGAGAUGUUAAUGAAGAAUCAAUCAAUCAAAAU
Molecule: messenger RNA, 1018 nt
Organism: Linum tenue
Lineage: Eukaryota; Viridiplantae; Streptophyta; Magnoliopsida; Malpighiales; Linaceae
Source: the annotation of a GenBank genome assembly